This is a messenger RNA of Ylistrum balloti, 792 nucleotides long. RefSeq lists its product as uncharacterized. The transcript has 3 exons. Lineage: Eukaryota; Metazoa; Mollusca; Bivalvia; Pectinida; Pectinidae. Bases 1 to 792 code for a protein of 263 amino acids. The record is from RefSeq and is a predicted model, not a curated record.
AUGUUCGGACAUGCCUCCAGGUGUGCCCAGCGUACCAACUUCUGUGAGGCGUGUGAAGGAAGCAACCCUCUAGGACUCGUUGAUCAAUUAAUAACAUCCACACUAGCGGCACCAACGAAAGACGAAAUCAGAAUUGCUCUGAAUCUACUCCGAAUAUCUAUAAGUAGUAAAUACUGCAACUUGACUUAUGCACACAAUCCAGUUCACGAUGCUUGUGAAAAUGGUCACAUAUCAUCCAUACCACGACAGAGAGACAUAAAUGACUUCCUGAAAGUGCUGUUUAAAAAGAUAACAAGCAUAGCAGUCACAACGAAAUAUGCAGAUUGUAAGCUCGAGGAGGGACGGUCUGGUAACUAUGGAGCUGUCAGAAACAGCAUCAAUCAAGCUUUGUGCGCACUUUUGCGUAGAAAUCGUACAUUUCGUAAUGAUCGAAAGCUGUGCUCGGCUCGGUACUGUCCCCUUCCGGAUCAAUCGGAUGCAACAAACACAGAUAGAAUUGAAUUUGAGAGGAGAACACUUUUAGAAAGUUUCAAUAUUUUAAGUGGCGUGAUUACAUCAUGGGAAGAGUGUAUCAAUGAAGAGGAUGAGACAUACACGUGCGGUACAUCUGCAAGACGACGGUCCAGACGUCACAAUAAGGGUAGAAAAGGCGGACGACGUGGUCGUAAAGGCGGACGACGCAGGGGAAAAGACAGAAAAAGUCGUAAGGAACUCCGCAAAAGGUGUAUGAAGAAGAGCGGGAAACCUCGCAAAAGGUGUCUUCGAAAACUGAAAAAGAAAUACAAAUUGUGA